GAGAGAGUACUGACUCUCAAUCUCCUUCUAUUCCUUUGUUUUCACAUGUUCUUCAAACAGUAAACAUUAUCUAAAGAAAAAGCGAAAAAAAGAUGUAAAAAUUAGAAUAGAAUUUUAAAUUAAUUGGAUUGAUUGUUGGUGAUUCCAAAAUAUGAGAAUAGUUAAAUUACACAAUUGGCCAAUUCUGAUGGACGAUUGUUGUUCCCUUCUCAACCAAGAAUGGCCUCGAAGUAAAACCGCUCGGAUUCACUCACUUUCUAAAUCAUCUGAUUAUUUUCCAAUGUGUUUGUGUUUAAUUGAUGAUGGUGAUAACAAUUCGAUAAUUAAAUUGGAAACUAAUUCCAAUGGUGAUCCUUUAGAUAAACCAAUUGGUCAACUGAUUGGUCAUGUUAAGGUGAGUCGAGGUUCACUUGAAGGUGAAGCUUAUAUUGAGAGUUUAAUCAUUUGUAAAUCACGGAGAGGCCAAGGAUUGGGUUCACAAUUUAUGGUUUCCAUUGAACAAUUUAUCAAAUCAAUUGGAUUCACUUCAAUAACAUUACACACCAUCGAUGCAUCAAAUUUUUACUCCAAACUUGGUUACUCUUUAAUCACAACAAUUGAAGCCUUAGGCCCGGCAUCGGUUAACAUUAUCGCCGGUGAAACAAAAACACAAUCAAAGUUUAAUCAAAACACUAAUCAACUAAUUGUUACAAACCAUCAACAGGGAACAUCAUCCAAAUUAUCUAUUGAUUGUCCUCUUCCUCCUCCACCUCCAUCGAAUCCAAUUACAAAUAGACCAGUAAUUAAACAAGAGAAAAUUGUAAUGAACAAAAGGUUAACAUGAGAAAAGAAUAGAACAAAAAAAUCAGCUGUUAAUUAUUUUCUAUUCUUUUCUCGUUCGCAAUUAAACUAAUUCACUUUUCUUUUCGUCUCAUUUAA
Molecule: messenger RNA, 918 nt
Organism: Panonychus citri (citrus red mite)
Lineage: Eukaryota; Metazoa; Arthropoda; Arachnida; Trombidiformes; Tetranychidae
Gene: Naa80
Product: N-alpha-acetyltransferase 80-like
Exons: 1
Coding region: 152-823 (223 amino acids)
Biological process (GO): protein acetylation
Cellular component (GO): cytoplasm
Molecular function (GO): N-acetyltransferase activity; acetyl-CoA binding
Source: RefSeq, a predicted model, not a curated record